CCAGCUUCGGCCUUCAAGGGUCUGACGGCCUUACCACCCGUCCUUGAUAUACGUAUCCACUUUAAGUGUCUGCACGUGGGCUCAAGAUCCAGGAAUCCUGGCUCAGUCACGCACUCUACACUCUACGGUUCCACGUAGGCAUGGGGAACUCACUUCUUGGGAGCUCGUCUGGCAGCUGCUUUGUGCAGCUACACCAGAUUGUUUAUUCGCCUGGCGACGUAAUCGAGGGCGUCAUACAUCUCAUGAUUUCCGUGCCGUGCAACAUCACGAGCGUCGAGUUGAAGAUAUCAGGCAAGGAAUUAACGUACUGGUGCGAGCGGAAGCAGGAGACGAUAGCAGAGGGUGCAGGCGAGGUUCGAAGAACUCGUUCGAGCGACAAGUAUUACCAUCAUCACGGAAGGCGGUCGAUCUGUAAGGUGCGGGUGCCCGUAUACACAGCUAAUGGUGCUUACCUGCCUCCGGGGCAGUACUCCUUCCCUUUCAAGGUGCAGCUGCCUGCAAACAUCCCGGGCACUUUUCACCUCAAUGAUUUUCCGGGCACUCGGAGGACACAUGGGGAGCGUUUCAAUUGCACGUGCGAGUACAAAAUGAAGGGUAUUGCAGUUGUGCAGGGCAUGUUGAAGUCAAACAUCAAGCACCAGCAGAUGCUGCAAAUAGUUGAGCGGCCACCUCCAAUUGUUGGUGUCGCGAUAGAGGACAAUGUGCAAGUGAAUAUCUGCUGUUGCCUAAACAGGGGCGAUUUCUUCAUCUCCAUGCGUGCAGAGAAAAAUGCUUUUUGCGGUAGCACGGGUGAGGCGGUUCGAAUGGUGGUGGAGAUGGAGAAUCGUACCGAGUACGAUGUUGACACCAUCCACAUGGAGCUCAUCCAGAGGGUCAGGAUGAAGGCGCAACACGUGCAGGAGUCAUUUGAGAGCGGCGAGUACAACCACAAGAACAUGCGCCACGGAUGGAAUCAAUACGGGAACCACAACAAGACAUUAUUUAAGGAGACGAUCGCAAAACAGGAAACGUUCCCAGGAAUUGGCCAGGGAGAAGUGCAGCGUGGAGACAGGGCACGGCUCAUCGAGAUGCAGCUUGUCCACGCGUUGGAGCCGCAGUGCCUUGGCUACAUGAUCGAAUGCGCUUACUUUUUGCGCGUCUACGCUUACAUCCAGUGUGCUACCAACCCAGAUGUGAAAGUGCCAGUCUGCAUCUAUGCCCCGCAGCCACCGCCACAGGCCUGGCAGGCCCCACAACCACCACCUGGGUGGAACCCGCAGAUUUUGUCCCCAACGAGCGUUACUGUUCCUAGUGUCGCCGCCCCUCCUUCGCAGGCAGAUUUCUACAGGGGCUUCUACGCUUCGGCGCCACCAAUGGAAACUCCGAUCGUGGGACAGCCUGUAGCCGUGGAGAUGUCACCAGGACAGGCGUCUCAGGCUCUGAGGUCCUCCUGAUCUGUUUUCAGUAAGAUCACAUAGUUAUCAUUACCUAUUUCUGUUUGAGACACGCAGGGGAGGACAGAAGGAGCGAUUGAAUGGGCAGACGGUGGUGAGAGGUCCUUCUUUUUACACGAGUUCAUUUUGGACAGGCUUGCUUGUACGGCGUACUAAAUUUGCCUGCCGUCCAUCGCAUGAUCCAGCCACGUUUCUCGUCCUUUUUGUUUUCCCCCCUGCAAGGGAAGCCCGGUCCACCGGCUGCGAGCAGUUAAGUUGCCGACGUGUUAUUCCCAUAGUGAUUUAGUUGUUCAUAGCAGCAACUCUCGUUGUCUCCCAUUUUGCCCGCCAUUUCCAGCGGUGGUGCGACAGAAAACGAUGUGCCGGCUGACGUGUGUGACUAGUGUCUAGUGUUUAUGCUCGUUUCACAUCGACUCGUGAAAAAGAACGUCGCGACGUACCCGACCCAUCUGC
Molecule: messenger RNA, 1886 nt
Organism: Prorocentrum cordatum
Lineage: Eukaryota; Dinophyceae; Prorocentrales; Prorocentraceae
Source: the annotation of a GenBank genome assembly